UCCUAUAAACUCCCCCAUUUCCUCUCUCUUCUCCAUCCCAAUUCCCAUCUGCUCCUCCAACUCCAAUCCAAUCGAGAGGUCGAUCUCUGAAUCUGAUCUGAUCACCAUGGUGGUGGCACUGGGUCCCGGCCGGUUCUACGGCAGCAGCCUCCCACGGCCGCGCUUCUUCUCCGGCGGCGACCGCGUCGAGCCGCCGGUGGCCGUCACCGACCCGCUCAUGGCGUGGGCGCACGAGGCGCACUGGUCCAUGGGCGGCCUCAGCUCCAAGCGCCUCCGCCUGCAGGGCCGCAUCGAGGGCUCCAUCGACAAGCUCCGCCGCCGCGCCCGCCGCGACGCCAGGAAGGCGGCCAAGGCCCGCGCCGCCGGCAUCAAGCCCCGCUCGCUCGCCGCCCUCGGCUCCGACGACGACGACUCCUCCUCCGACGAGGAAGAGGAGGUCGAGGCCCAGAAGCAGCAGAUCGUCGACGAGCCGUCGGAGUCGGAGGAGGAGCAGGAGGAGGAGAACGAGGAAGAGGAAGAGGAGGAAGCCCUCGCCACCCUCGCCGCCGCGGCCAAGAGGAAGCGGGCGAGGAAGCUCAGCGACGAGUUCGACCGCGUCGCGACCAUGCAGGAGGGGGAGGCCAAGAAGCAGAAGCCCGCAGCAACCUCUACACCGGCGAGGACUUCACCGAGGAGGAAGGCCGCCGAGGUGGCUCUCACCCCGGCGCCGGCGAGGGCGUCACCGAGGGGGAAGGCUGCUGCCGAGGGGGCUACUGCUGCACCGGCGAGGGCGUCGCCGAGGAGGAAGGCCGCGGCAAGGAGGACAUCGCCGAGGAUGAAGCACUGAGAGAGGUGGCCUGCUUAAUGUGAAAUCCUAGUUCUUGCUCUGUUACAUUGGUCGCUCUAGAGAAUCGAGAUGUGAUUGAUGGAUAUGUAAUGUGUUAUGUGUGUGUGCUAAGUAUUUAGUGAUGAAACCAUUGAAAUGUGAUGCUAAUCUCUGAAUUAGUCAUGAAUUCCUGAAUCAACACAUUUCCAGAUCUGAAUUCUGAACA
This is a messenger RNA of Oryza sativa Japonica Group (Japanese rice), 1031 nucleotides long. Lineage: Eukaryota; Viridiplantae; Streptophyta; Magnoliopsida; Poales; Poaceae. The record is from RefSeq and is a predicted model, not a curated record.